This is a messenger RNA of Paramecium sonneborni, 903 nucleotides long. NCBI's taxonomy places the organism in Eukaryota, Ciliophora, Oligohymenophorea, Peniculida, Parameciidae. The record is from the annotation of a GenBank genome assembly.
AUGUCAUCUGAAUUUUUAGAUUAUACAAAAAACAAGCGUAAAGAAAAUUUGGAUUUCUUGAGUCAAUUUAUGAAAAAUCAUUAAAUAAAUGUUGAAACAAUAGUAUCUCCAUAAUAAUCAAUAGUAACAUCUUAAAUGACUGAUCAAGUUAUUAAAAUAGUAAAUUCAAAAUAAACUUUACAAUCAUAAUAAUCACCUACAUCCAUAACACCUCUCUAAUCUCCAAAAUUAGUUGAUACAACACCUAUUAUAUAAGAAAUAGAUAGCAUACUUGAAAAAAUACAAAUGAAAACAUAGAAUCCUCAGAAAUAAACUCCUGAAAAGAAAAGUUCACCUAUCAAAAUAGAAUAACAUAAAGAAUAAGACAUUAUCUAAUAAAUAAAAAUGAAGAUUCCAUAAAAUUAAUCAAAGAAGUAAAAAGAAGAAAUUUAAAUUAAAGAUGUUAAAUUAGAAACAUAAAUAAGUGAAGAAAAUAUAAUAUUGCCAAUAAAAGAACCAUCACCUAAAAAAGAAUAAUCAAUAAAAGAUGAAGUAAAGAGAAUAAGAGAUACAUUUAAACCACCAAAAUCAUAGAAGAUUGAAAAACCUAUUGAAAUUCUAAAUGAAGAACCAAAAUUAGAAUUAAUAACAACUUCAUAAUUUCCUUAAUUCAUAAAUGAAGAUUCAUCAAUGGAAUAUGUCACACCUAUUAAGAAAAUGGAAGUUUAUUCUCAAUUAAGUUAUAGUUAAAGUAAUUCUAUCUUAUAAUCGGAAUUGAAAGAAACUGCAAAUAAACCUGAGAUCAAUUUACUUAAAGAUCCUGUAAUAGAGGAAUUAAUUCAAGAAGAAUUAGUAUUAAUGCAAAGAUUACAUUUUCUAUAAUAGUAAUUGUAGUUUGAACAAAGAUAACAUGAGUUUAUUUGA